Messenger RNA from Soboliphyme baturini, 641 nucleotides. The record is from the annotation of a GenBank genome assembly. NCBI's taxonomy places the organism in Eukaryota, Metazoa, Nematoda, Enoplea, Dioctophymatida, Soboliphymatidae.
AUGAUUAGAUGGUUAGGAGCAGUCGUCGACGUGUUUCAACACUUUCCCGCAUGCCAGGAGAUCGACCAAAUCAAUCCACCGCAGUUGUUUCAACCGAUCGAUGUCUGCCUUGAGUCACCCGCUUCUUCGUCUUCUUCUGUAACCGUUACUGGUCAGAUCGAAUACAGGGACCGUGCUGUCGACUGCCAAAAUGCCACCUCCGAACAGCCGUCCGUUAUCCUUUGCGACAAUACCUGCUCGACUGACGCAGGGUCAGCUGCCUCUUUGAAACCGUCGCCUGUCGAAGAAAUCAAAAAUUGCCAUAGUUCUCACGUGGCACUUCCAAGUUCGAUCGCUGACUAUGAAAAAAAGAAAUGCGAUAAGCAAGAGACCGUCUCUGCCGUCAAACCUCCCUACAGUUACGCUCAGCUGAUUGUUCAGGCGAUUUCAGGUUCUUCUGACAAACAGCUGACUUUGAGUGGCAUCUACGCGUACAUUACCAAGAACUAUCCCUAUUACCGUAACUGUGAUAAGGGUUGGCAGGUAAGUGGCUGGUCGGCCUAUGGCUUUGAACUUUAUAGUUUAAAUUUUCGGAUGGCUGCUGCAUUUUUAAUUGCAUGUCAUGUACGUUCUUCGAUACAUGUAUGUACGUUGAAAUAGCU